UUUUUGUUCUACUAUAAAUAUUCAAUAAGAAAGUGUCAAUUCGUGCUCACGUUAUGGGGAAGGCUCUAAUUUAAUCGUUCAAAGUGAAAAAUUCUGUGUCAAUAGUAAAAGUGGUACCGGACCUGACGGGCCGAGGGUCGACUUUCGCGCGCGGUGUGAAGCCGCCGCUGUGUUUAUAAGCGCGUAUUUGUAAUAAAAACACAAACAAACAAAGUGAAGAUGAGGUUCGCCGUGUGGUCUCUGAUGGCGCUGGCGUUGGUGGCGGCGGCGUGGGCCGCGCCGCAGCGGGAGGGCGCCGCCUUCACCAAGGAGGCCAUCAAGCAGGCACAGAACACAUUCCUCAUACCCAAAGACGCCGAAAUACAAAAGGUGCAGGAGGGCAUCGAGUUGGCGGCGUACGAGUCGAUCCCCGGCAACCAGAAGAUCGACCUGCGGCUGAUCCUGGGUGACCAGGUGCCCGAGGAGGUGAUCAACAACCUGCAGAGUCAGGUGGACCAGGUCGGCCGUCACUAGGCCGCCCUCAACACGCCCUCACUGUAACAAACAACAUUACAUUACUUGGACACCAGUAAAUUUAGAAGGCGAUAUUAUAAUUACAAAAUUGUGUCAGUAUAAAACAGGCCCGUAUAAAAUCUUUGCCACUACCGAGAUAUGACAAAGAAACUACUACACAAGUCACCUGUGAAAAAAUAUUUAUUUAUCAAAUAUUCGCUGGGACAAAAAAAUUAAAAGGAAGAAUGUUGCAACACAGCAGAAGGUUAUCUGUAUUCCAGAACGUUCUAGAAGUUUCCAGGUUUACUGGUGUCCAGGGGAGGCGAGGCGGUGCUGUCCGCAGAUGUUGACUUAUUUUUAAUUUAUUGGUUACGCAAGUACAAGACAGUGAUUGUGAUAAAAUACCAUCUCUUUUGUAUGUUUGUAAAUAAAAAAAAUAUUGUUAGUAAUAAAGUGGAGAUUUAAGUCCC
This is a messenger RNA of Papilio xuthus (Asian swallowtail), 962 nucleotides long. The record is from RefSeq and is a predicted model, not a curated record. NCBI's taxonomy places the organism in Eukaryota, Metazoa, Arthropoda, Insecta, Lepidoptera, Papilionidae.